Molecule: messenger RNA, 1244 nt
Organism: Erigeron canadensis
Lineage: Eukaryota; Viridiplantae; Streptophyta; Magnoliopsida; Asterales; Asteraceae
Product: protein BIG GRAIN 1-like B
Exons: 1
Coding region: 84-1199 (371 amino acids)
Biological process (GO): auxin-activated signaling pathway
Source: RefSeq, a predicted model, not a curated record
UUUCGUCUGUUUAUAAUUUUUUCUCUAACAAGUAACAAUAAUCAUUAUAUCAAUAAUUCGGUUAGAGUUUGAUACAUACACAUAUGGAUGUUACUUCUUCUAGGAGGUAUAAGGAAAAUCCGUCGUUCAGUUCGAGUUUGUUGGACGAAAUCUAUCGUUCGAUUGAUGAACGAGACUUCGAACAAACAUCGAAUGUUUGUAGUAAAGAAAGGAGAAAAGUACAGGUAAUUACGGGAAGGAGAUCUGCUGCCGAUGUUGAUAGGAACUCGAUACGAAAUGAAAAUGGUUGUUCAUUUCGAUAUCACUCGAGUUCUAGCUCUUGUGAUAUUAAUUCAUCUAUAUCACAAAAUGAGUUGAUAUAUGGGGCAAAGUCUAAGCCAAAAGCUAUAAGUACAACUAGUUUUUAUCAACAUGAUGACCAAUUUGAUAAAAGAGCGAAAGAAAGACACAAUAUGUGUAAGUAUGAUGAUAUUCCACAAGCAAAAGCAAAAAAUGAAGGGAAAUUUGUGAAGACGAAAUCGAAAGCAUUGAAGAUUUAUAGUGAUUUGAAGAAAGUGAAGCAGCCAAUUUCGCCUGGAGGCCGAUUAACUAGGCUUUUGAAUUCAAUAUUUACUAAUGGAAAUAGUAAAAAAAUGAAUGGCUCCUCUGGCUGUAGUGUCAGAGACAUUGGCUCUGGCACUGAAACGAGGAGUCAUUUGGAUAGGAAGUCAAAAUCGGCUAAUGCGUCUACAUGUUCAUCGGCGUCUUCAUUUUCACGGUCGUGUUUGAGUAACACGCCAUCAUCUAGAGGAAAGUUGAGUAGCGAAACGAAAAGAUCGGUUAGGUUUUAUCCGGUGAGCGUGAUUGUUGGCGAAGAUUGCCAGCCGCGUGGACACAAAUCGUUAUAUGAAAAUGAAACGCGUUUAGAAAGUGUUGAGUUUGCCCAUAAGUCAAUCCAUGAUAAGAAACGUGAUAUUUCAGAAGCUGCAAGGAAACUUUUGAAGAAUUACCAAAAGAAGGUCGAGCGUAAAUUUGAAUCGAUAAGGAAUAAUGAAGACGAAGAACAAUCGGAUGAUGACAAGAGUGACUCGAGCUCGGAUCUUUUUGAGCUUGACAAUCUUUCUACCAUUGGAAUGAGCAAGUAUCGAGAAGAGUUGCCUGUUUACGAGACAACUCAUCUCGAUACUAAUCAAGCCAUCGCUAAUGGCCUUUUUAUGUAGUCGAUCACAAACUAAUUAAUGUCUUUAUUUGUUAACAUCUGUUUA